Drosophila guanche is the source of this 4963-nucleotide messenger RNA. RefSeq names its product hemicentin-1. Gene Ontology annotation, molecular function: protein binding. The record is from RefSeq and is a predicted model, not a curated record. Lineage: Eukaryota; Metazoa; Arthropoda; Insecta; Diptera; Drosophilidae. The coding region runs from base 212 to 3499 and encodes 1095 amino acids. The transcript is spliced from 16 exons.
ACAAGAAAAGGCAGAGAGAAAGAGUGAGAGUGAAACGUGAAAUGUUUGAACAGAAAGCCGCAACAAUUUAUUUGCAUAUUCAAUGCUCCUGCCAUAAGCUGGUGUCAAAGUGAGCUUCGAAUAUUCAGCAGCGCUUAGAAAGCGACAUAAGGAUCAGCUAUCAGCUAUCAGCUAUCAGCAGAAGGAGCAGCAGCAACAACAGCCAGCAAUCAUGACUCUGACACUGAUGCUCUGCCUGAUUGUGGCGGGAGCCCUGCACAACACGGACUCCCAUGAGCAUGCCGAUGGCUUCAAGCCAGAUGGAGAAAUUCUGCGCGUGUUGGUGAACAGCUCGGCGGAAAUCAAGUGCGAUGUGGGCUCCAGUCUGCCCGAUGACAAAGUCCUUCUGGUUGUUUGGUACAAGAAUAAUUUACCCAUUUACAGCUAUGACACACGUGGCGCCCACGCGGGCACACCGUCGCAUUGGCGAGACGAGGAGGUCCUCGAGAAUCGGGCCGUCUUUCGCACGCACAAGGAGCCAGCGGAAUUGACUAUAAAUCCGGUUAAGGAGAAGGAUGCGGGCAACUUUCGCUGUCGCGUGGACUUUAAGCUAUCGCAGACCCGCAACAGCAAUGUCAAUUUGGAGGUUGUCGUGCCACCGAUGCAGCCGAACAUCUUUAAUGAGCGCCGCAUGAGAAUCGAUUCGAGGGCAGGGCCCUACGAGGAGGGCGGCAGCCUGGAGGUCACCUGCGUGGUCUACGGAGGUUCACCGCCACCCACUGUCACAUGGCUGAUGAAUGGGCAGCUGCAGAACAGCGUUGUCGAUUACACCUACGAUGGCACCAUCAACAGCAAACUGGUGGUCCGCAACCUGUCAAGCAUCCACCAGCAUGCGGUCUACACCUGCCAGGCGAGCAAUUUCCACAAGAAAUUUGUGGCCACCAACAUAACCAUUGAGCUCUACCUGCGUCCCCUUUUGGUGGAAAUCAGCUUCAACAAUCAGCCCAUGUCCGCGGACCGCAAAUACGAGAUUGAGUGCCAGGCCAUCGGCUCACGGCCACCCGCGAAGAUCACCUGGUGGAUGGGCAAUCUGGAGCUGCAUGGACACAGCCAGAAGGUCUCGGAGGAUGGUAAUGUCAGCACUUCCGUGCUAUCGAUUACCCCGACGAGGGAGGACCACGGCAAGGCCUUGUCCUGUCGCGCCACCAACGAACUGGUGCGCAAUGGCAUACGGGAGACGGCCAUGAAGCUGAAUGUGUUCUUCAUACCCACAUUGCAGCUGGACCUGGGCUCCAAUCUAAAUCCGGAGGAUAUCGAGGAGGGCGAUGAUGUCUAUUUCGAGUGUAAAGUGCAUGCAAAUCCCGCUGCUUAUAAAGUUGUAUGGAAGCAUAAUCAUCAAAUCAUUCAGCACAAUCAGCGAGCGGGUGUCAUCGUCAGCAGCGGCGACUUGGCCCUCCAGGGAGUGACCCGACAUCAGGCGGGGAAUUACACCUGCACGGCCUCGAAUGUCGAGGGCGAUGGCGAUUCAAAUGUUGUCGAGCUGAAAGUGAUGUAUAAACCAAUUUGCCGGCCCGAUCAAAAGAAAAUCUAUGGCGUGGCGCGCAAUGAGGCCGCUGAAAUUGUGUGCGAAGUGGAUGCCUUUCCGCCGCCGGAGAACUUCAAGUGGUCCUUCAACAACACAGCCGAAACCUUCGAUAUGCCACAGAGCGGCUUCCGUCCACACUCGGCGCAGGGUUCGACACUCACCUAUACACCAGUGAAGGAAAUGGACUUUGGCACCAUCAUGUGCUGGGCGGACAACAAUGUGGGUCAGCAGAAGGAGCCCUGUGUGUUCCAUUUGAUAGCCGCUGGCAAACCGGAAGCGCCCACCAACUGUACGGUGGUCAAUCAGACGUCCGACUCACUGGAGGUCUACUGCAUCGAAGGCUUCGAUGGGGGCAUGCGCCAGUGGUUCCUCAUGGAGAUCUACGAUCAGCACAGCGGCCAGCUGCAGGCCAACAUCAGUGCCAAGUUUGCGGCUUUGGCAGUGACGGGCCUGGAUGCGGGUCGUCUAUUCCGGAUCUAUGUCUAUGCGGUGAAUGGACGUGGCCGCAGCGAGGUGGUGGCACUCGAUGGCUAUACCCUCAAGGCCGCUGAAAAGCAGACGGUUGCCCUCACCUCGUACAAAGGCAGCGCCCAGAGCCCGGAUAACUUUGAACUCACACCGAUCCUCUCCAUUGGCAUCUUUGUGGGCAUUCUGGUGGCCAUCGUUUGCAUUGGCAUCGGCACGAUUGCCGCACUGAAGCUGCGCUCGCACAAGCACCAGCAGCAGCAGAAAUUUGUACAUCCGAAUGCGAAAUUCUCACGUCCCGGCAAUUUACAAAUUAAGGAUAAAAUCUCAUUGCCAUUGAGUCACUCGGAGGAGAUGUACGAUGAGAAGAAUCCCGAUGUGGUGCCCUACAAUGAGGUGGAUGGUGAAUAUAAACAAAAAUCAGCAACACAAACGCCAUCGGGACAUCUUUCGACAACCAGCGAGGUGGAAAUCAGCUGCAAGCCAGGCUCAACAUCCGGUGGCACUGGCAACGUUGGCGGCGGCGCCUCCACCAGUGGCAACAACUCCAACGACAGUGGCACCUAUCAGAGCAGCAAGGACGAUGAGCUGCACUAUGCGGAGCUGUCGCUGAAUCAGUUGCCUGCCACCAGCAAUGCCAAGAAGGGCCAACCGUGUGCCACACAGCAGCAGGUGCAGGGACAGGUGCAGGGACAGGGACAGGGACAGGGCGUUCUGGGCGGCACUCUGCCGCAUGGCUCCAGCAUGCGCAAGCUGUUGCCCAGCAUUCCGGCAACGGCGACGUUGCAGCGUCACAAACCGAAUGCGGGCGGCAUGCAGCAUCCGCAUCAGCACGCACCGCCGCCCACAUACGAUUACGAUUACUUUGAGGAGCCAACGAUAUACGCGCAGAUCGACGCAUACAAGACACGCGGAGGAGGCGCCACAGUCGGAAGUGACAGGCAGAUGCAAAUGCAGGUGGACACUGCAACUGGAGGUGGCAUCGCCUUUCCGCCGUGCAUCUCAUCGCCGGGAUCGCAUGGCACACCAUCAACCGUGUCGCCGGGCACGGUGCAAAUGUAUACGCUACCCUCCCAUCCCGGUGGCUAUCACACUCUGCCACACAAUCAUCAUCCACAGCAGCAGCAGCAGCAGCACCAGCAGGGGGCACCCCAGAACUCCGCUUCGAUGAUGCAAAUGAUACAGCAGCAGCAGCAGCAACAGUUGCAACAGCAGCAUCAUCAUCCUGCUGGCAAUAUGCCCAUGCCGCCAUCCUACCAGCAGCACCAGCAACAGCAGCAGCAGCAGCUGGUCCAUGGCCAGAUGCUCGUCUCGAGCAACAGCAGCGGACUGGCAUCCACGACGGCAGCGGUGGCCAGUCCCAGUAGCUCGCUCUCAGGACUCUCUGGUGUGGGUGGCAAGUCCUAUUCGCGUGAGAUAGUCACAGUGCGCACACCGCUCAUGUAUUCGCAGCAGGAGAGCUGUGUUUAAGCAGAUGUAAGCCCCAUAGCCCCCUUUCCCACUCCUCUCCAACCCCCCCUAAAUGAUAGUUGUUUAAGUCUUGAGCUCUUUGUGGUUUGUGUCUAGGCUUAAGCGUUGCCAAAACGAAUUGAAUUACAAGAACUGCAAUUGAAUUGAACCAAAGAAGAAAAGGAAACAGAAAGAGCAGGCCCGAAAACACUGUGGCUAGUGAGUCAGAGAGUUUAUAAUUUAUUUUGGAAAAAUGCAGCGCAAUAAUAUUAAUGUGUGGCAUUAAACCAGCAGACAGACAGCAAUAUAAAUAAAUCAAAAUUGAUUAACGAAAAAGAGUAACAACGGAGCAGCGCAUAAUUAAUGGCAAUUCAUUUUCGAUUCCACACAAUAAAUUGCACAGCACAACAAAAAUUUGUCGAAAGAAAGAGAAGAAAGAAAAAAAAACACAAAGCUGCUGGGCGAUAGCUUUAACGCGAGAAAGAGAGAGCAGAGUUUUAAGAGCAGAGAUCGGCAGCGUCGUUAUGCAUAGAAAGAAAUUUCGGGCAGCGCUGACGGGCGACGGGCAGCGUUAAAGCUUCGUGCGCCUUCGGCCUAUGCACAGAGAUUGGACGUAGCGGCAGAGAAAUGAACAGAGAAAAAAGUUCGGCGUACAUUCCAUGCACAUUUGCUCGGCUAUUGUCGGCAGCGGCAGAGAAGCAAGAAACGUUUUUGGACUUCGUGUCGUUUGUUGUCUUUGCAUGCAAAGGCACUAAAAGAAUGUGAGUGGCUGUCCGCCGAGUCCCGUUCUAGAGGGAUGCACAGUUAUUUUGUAUGCACUUUUGUUGACGAAAGUCAAAGUCAACCACAAAAUUGACUGUCAAAGGUGCGCCCUGGCUGUCCAGGUUCUCGUUUAGCAGCAGCUUCUUCAACUUUACUUUUGUGCAAAUAAAAUGAUGACAGAUGCAGCUGGCAGUGAGGCAGCAGAAGAAUGUUCCUUCCUUACAGUAAGUACUCGAAAUGAACAAACAGUUCAUUCCACACACACACAACAUAUGAACAUCAACAUAAAUAUAUUCAAACUGAUCUGAGAACUUUCCAGCUACAAUUUUGUAAAUGUUUUGUAAAUGUAAAUGUCAGGAGUGGGACGUAGUCGGUCAAACAAUUUCUAGCAAUUAGGCUCAAAAGAAUGCAUAAAUCUAGUAUAAAUACUAACUAAAUAAUAGACUUACACACACACACACACACACACACAGAGAGACACAGAGAUACAGAGGAAAGCUCACAGGCAUUCAAGCAUCAAGGCAGCGGAGGAGCCGCAACAAAUUCUUGGCAAUUAUAUUGAAAAUAAAUUACAUUAUUCGACUCUAAUGGUUAAAAACAAUACACUCAAACACACACAGACAGACACAGACACAAAUUAGCUGCAAAUUAGAUUAGUGCAUAAAAUGAGAGAGAGAAAUACCAAGUAUUAAAUCGUGUAAAUAGACAAAAGCAACAAGAACA